Exophiala aquamarina CBS 119918 is the source of this 1530-nucleotide messenger RNA. RefSeq lists its product as uncharacterized. Gene Ontology annotation, biological process: transmembrane transport. NCBI's taxonomy places the organism in Eukaryota, Fungi, Ascomycota, Eurotiomycetes, Chaetothyriales, Herpotrichiellaceae. The transcript is spliced from 2 exons. The coding region runs from base 1 to 1530 and encodes 509 amino acids. The record is from RefSeq and is a predicted model, not a curated record. Gene Ontology annotation, molecular function: transmembrane transporter activity.
AUGGAACCAAAAGGCCCCGAAGAGGCACAACAGGAACGUGUCGUUGAGCUCCGCGACUUCAAGGAUCAAGAAGGCUAUGUUGUCGAUGCAGCAGACCAGGAGCACGUGAACCUCAAGACGGCACCGGAUGGACAUACAAUACUCCUACCUCAGCCUUCUUCUGAUGUGAACGAUCCUCUCAACUGGAGCAAGUUCAAGAAACACCUAGUCCUUAUCAUAAUAUCCAUGACAGCAUUUCUUCCCGACUAUGGCAGCGGCGCAGGAGUCGUGACCAUCUUGCCACAGGCUGCUAUCUGGAAUAUGUCCCCGGACACGGUAAAUCACGCCACGUCGGGAAACGUGUUUAUGCUCGGUGCUGCUGGACCUAUAAUUGUUGCUCUGGCUGCCUACUUUGGUCGCCUUCCGGUGCUCUUCUACUUUGUUGUCCUAGCCACAGCCACUGCCAUAUGGUGUGCUGCAGCUCAAUCCUUUGAAUCGUUUAUGGCCGCGCGGAUACUGAACGGCUUCUUCAGCACGGUUUCUCAGGCGGGCGGCCUUAUGUUCAUCUACGAUACCUUCUUUUUCCACGAAAGAGCAAGGAAGAUUAACAUAUGGUCCGCAUUCAUUAUCCUGUCCCCCUACUGGGGACCGUUCUUUUCGGCAUUUAUUAUUACUACUCAACCAUGGCAAGUUGCCUUCUGGGUCUACGUUGCAAUGACUGGCCUCUGCCUAACCCUGAUCAUCCUAUUUGUUGACGAGACGUACUACGACCGUCGCAUUACGCCUUCCGAACAACCUCCUCGAAAUACUCGCAUUUCCCGCCUCUUGGGCAUCUCGCAAUUCAAAUCACGCCAUCUCAGAAAUAGCCUUGGUCAAGCUCUGAUGAGGCCUCUGAAAGUCAUUCUGAAGCCCACCGUUUUUAUUUCAACCCUUUACUACCUGCUGACAUUCGCGUGGGCGGUAGGCGUCAAUACCUCGCUCUCAAUCUUCCUGACAACUUCAUACGGGUUCGGUCCUCUACAGAUCGGUUACUUCUAUUUUACGCCUCUCGUGGCGGCAUUAUUGGGAGAGGUAACUGGCCACUGGCUACACGACUCUAUCUUCAAGCAAUAUAUCCGGUCUCACGACGGACAUUUUGAGCCCGAAGUCCGGCUACGUGCCAUAUGGGUUUCAACUCCGUUCACUAUAGCGGGUCUAGUAGGAUUGGGUUUUGCGCUCGAAAACACCUACCAUUAUAUGGUGGCCGCUGUCUUCUGGGGUCUAUACGUCUACGGCGUCAUGAUCAGCACCGUCGCGGUCAAUGCGUACAAUCUUGACUGCUACCCUGAGGCGGCCGGAGAGACAGCAGCUUGGGUCAACUUUGGCCGAACGGCCGGCGGAUUCAUCAUCUCCUAUCUUCAAAUCACGUGGGCCAAUGCACAAGGCACGAAGACCACAUUUGGUAUCCAGACCGCGAUUUCGGUGUUCGCUUUUCUGUUGGUGAUACUCCUCCAGUACAUCGGGAAAUCACUGAGGAUCUGGAGUGGACCUCUGAAGUUUGUCACUUCUUGA